Molecule: messenger RNA, 777 nt
Organism: Paramecium sonneborni
Lineage: Eukaryota; Ciliophora; Oligohymenophorea; Peniculida; Parameciidae
Source: the annotation of a GenBank genome assembly
AUGAAAACAUUUCUAUCAAUUUCACUUUUAUUUGCCAUAAGUUAUUCACAAUUUCUUAAACCCACUUCAGGAACUCAAAUAAUAAUGUAAUCUUGUGGGAUUCAAGAAUACCUACUACCUGAGAUAUACUAUGUUUAAGGCACUGCAUCUUCAAUUGUAGAACCAACUCAAGCCAUCAUUAAAUUAAAUAUCGAAGUUAAAAAAAAUAAAGCUUAAGAGGCACUCUAAUAAUUGGCCGUUAUUUCAGAUAAGGCUAUAAAGUAAUUUAUUAUUUUAUUGUUAGAGCUAUUCAAGAAUAAUCAAGUGUGGAAUUAAAAAUUCAGACAAAUGAUUAUUCCAUUUAACCAUAUAUAGAAUAUGAUUACAACAUAGAUCCUGUUAAAUUGAUCUUUGAGGGGUUCAAAGCUAAUAAUUUACUCACUAUAGAAACAAAAAAUCUUCAUGAAGUUGGAAAGUAAUAUAUUUUAUUUAUAUUAGAAUCAUUGAUACUGCUGUAAAAAAUGGAGUUGAGAAUAUAAAUGGUGUAAAUUUUGAUAUUAGUCAAGAAUAAAAAAAUAAACUUAAAGAUUUAUUGAUUUAAGAAGCCAUUAAAGAUGCUAGACAUACGGUUAUACUUUUCAACAAUAUAUUUAGGCUAAUGUAGUUUUAAAAUAAAUGAAUAUGAAAAUAUUAUCAGUAAAAAGUGUUGUUAUAAAUGAAUACUAUAAUUCAGAUUAGGAGAAUACCCAUUAUUAAUCAGUAACUGUAGGAUACAUAAUUUCAACUAUAGAUUAAUGA